AUGAAGGCGUCGUUGUCUCCCCAGGUCAGAAAACGUGUCGAGUGUCUCAGACAUCUUCAGAGCCAACAUGAUGAGCUGGAGGCAGAGUUUCUUGAGGAGAGGAAUGAAUUAGAAGCUAGAUACCAGAAGCUUUAUCAACCACUCUACACAAAGAGAUAUGAAAUUGUGAAUGGUAUAAAAGACGUUGAAGGGCCUACUUCCAAUCAAUUAGCUGAAAUAAAAGAGGAUCCAGUUACAGAAGAGAAAGGAGUACCUGAAUUCUGGCUCAGUGCAAUGAAAACUCAUGAAGUACUAGCAGAGGAGAUAAAGGAACGAGAUGAAGGAGCUCUAAAGUUCAUUAAAGACAUCAAGUGGUCGAGACUUCAUGAUCCUAAGGGUUUCAAGCUGGAGUUUUGCUUCAAUCCUAAUCCUUACUUCAAAAAUUCUGUCCUGACAAAGUCUUAUCACAUAAUUGAUGAAUCUGAUCUUGUCUUGGAUCAAGCAAUUGGGACGGAAAUUGAAUGGUUUCCUGGAAAAUGCUUGACAAAGAAGGUUGUGAAGAAGAAACCAAGAAUGUGGUCAAGGAAUACCAAACCCGUCACAACAAUCGAGGACUGUGAAAGUUUCUUCACAUUCUUUGAUCCACCUCAGAUCCCUGAGAAUGAGGAUGGCCUAGAUGAUGAUGCUUAUGAUGAACUCCAGGGCCAAUUACAACAGGACUACAGCGUAGGAACCAUUAUUCGGGACAAAAUCAUUCCUAAUGCUGUGUCAUGGUUUACUGGAGAGGCUAUCGAGGACGAUGCGUCGGAUGGUAUAGAUGAUGAUACAGAGGAUGAGAGCGAGGAUGAUGAGGAGGAGGGUGGCGGGGACGGGGGCAAUUACGACAGCAACGAGGAUGAGGAGGAAGAGGAAAGAAAACGGAGCGUGAAGAAGGAAGUGGAUGAGGACGAUGACGAGGACGAGGAGGAAGAAGACGAAGAGAAAGUGAGCGGGAAGAAGAAGAUUGGAGAGUUACCAAUUCGGGAAGGUCAUUGGGAGCUACCUUCUCAGUGCAAGUCACAGUAG
Messenger RNA from Dovyalis caffra, 1044 nucleotides. The record is from the annotation of a GenBank genome assembly. Lineage: Eukaryota; Viridiplantae; Streptophyta; Magnoliopsida; Malpighiales; Salicaceae.